AUGCUGCGUGCCGCCCUGGGCACUGCGCCUGGCGGCAGCGGCAGCGGCAGAAGCCGAGGCGGCGGCAGCGCCAGCGCCAGCGCUUCGGUGUUGCAGCUGCCCGACCUGCAGCACCUGCUGCAGCAGCGCAACCAGCUGCUGCAGGAGCGACGGCAGGAGCGGGCAGACAUGCAGGUGUCCAGAGCCCGCUCCCAGCUCGUGUCUGCGGUGCUGGGCAGCUGGUCAGGUGCCCCCAAGGCAGCCCGGGAGGACUUUGAGAAGUACAUGAGAGCCGUGGCGCAGCUGCUGGGCGGGGAGGCCAGCAGCGAGGAGGUGGCGGCGGCGGCGGGGGUGGCCUGGCAGGCCCUGCGCGCUCACCCGCCAGACCUGGACCGCGGGCGCGCCCCGCUGGCGGCGCUGCAGAAGGCCAGGAGGGAACUCGAGGGGGAGCUGGGCAGGGUGGAGGAUGCGGCUCUGCUGCACCUGUCCAAGCAGCAGCAGGCGCUGCUGCGCUGGCAGCAGCAGCUCAACCCAACGCAGCAGGGGGGCAAGCUGGGUGUGGAUGGCGGCGACGACGGCAAGCUGGGGCCUCGGGCGGAGCACGACUUGCCCGCUGUGCCUGCCAUGUCAGCUGAAGAGGCUGUGCUGGCGCUGUGCGGCGUCACGCCUGAUGUGGCUGCCGAGGCCUAUGCCGCAGCCGUCGGUGGCGCCGACGGCGGCGCAGCUGCGGCCUCUGCCGCCGCUUUUGCGGCGGCGCUUGCACCAAAGCCGUCUGCGCCUCGGGUGGCCACGGCUGCGGAGCAGGCUGCUGUGGAGGCGGAUGUGUUUGGGGCCAAGGGGCGGGUGCUGAAUGCAGAGGCAGGCGCCCGCUGGCUGCUGCAGUGGUGCCAGCGGGUCACGGGCGCCAGCGACGGCGAUGACACCGUCGCCACCGCCGUCUGCCGCACGCUGCUGUCUGGCCGCAGCGACGACGAGCUGGCCGCCGAGCUGUUCGAUUUGAUGGGUGAUGCGGUCUUUGAGCACAUUGGCGACCUGCUCCAGCAGCGCGCCUCCAUCGCCGCCAAUGUGCGGCGGGUGGUGUCGGGGAUGCGGGAGGCGGAGGAGGCGGACAAGGCGGCGGCGGCCAUGCCCAGCUAUGGCAGUACCGUCACUAAACUGAUGCACAAGCUGGAGCGCAAGGCGCAGCGGCGGGCGGGCGCCAAGGGCGGCGCCAGCGCCGCAGCGGCGGCAGAACCAGGGGAUGCCGAUGCCGACUGGGUCAGCGCCUACGGCCUGCUGCUGGUGGUGGAGGAGGAGAUGGAGCGGGAGACGGCGCACACGCGGCUCAACCUGGGGAAUGGAGUGGAGUUUCGGAUCGGCGAUGGCGACGGGCUGAUGGCGCGCGGCACGCUCCCCAAGGGCACGCAGCGCAAGACAUACAAGGGGUAUGAGGAGGUGCUCGUGCCGGCGGUGAAGCCCGCAGCGCCGCCGCCUGGGGAGCACCUUGUCAAGAUUGAGGAGCUGCCUGAGUGGGCGCAGCUGGCAUUCAGCGGCUACAAGACCCUGAACCGCAUCCAGAGCCGCAUCUUCCAGGCCGCCUUCUACAGCAACGAAAACAUGCUGGUCUGCGCGCCCACAGGCGCGGGCAAGACCAACAUCGCCAUGCUGAGCGUGCUGCGCGAGGUGGGCGCCAACAUGUCGCACGGCGUGAUCAGCAAGGCAGACUUCAAGGUGGUGUAUGUGGCGCCCAUGAAGGCGCUGGCCGCUGAGAUGGCUGCCAGCUUUGGCAAGCGCCUGCAGCCCCUGGGGCUGUCUGUGCGGGAGCUGACUGGCGACAUGCAGCUGAGCAAGAAGGAGCUGGCGGAGACGCAGGCAAGGGCCGGCCUGCGUUGCUCGCCUUUCCUGCACCGUCCAAGGCCGUGCCUUGCCAUGCGGGCGCUGACGUGGCGCGUGCCUGCUGCCCUGCAGAUGAUUGUGACCACUCCCGAAAAGUGGGAUGUGAUCACGCGCAAGGGUGGCGAGGUCAGCGUGGCCGCCAUCGUGCGGCUGCUGAUUAUCGAUGAGGUGCACCUGCUGAAUGAUGAGCGGGGGCCGGUCAUAGAGACGCUGGUGGCUCGCACCACGCGCCAGGUGGAAAGCAGCCAGAGCAUGAUCCGCAUCGUGGGGCUGUCGGCCACCCUGCCCAACUACCGGGAUGUGGGGCGCUUCCUUGGGGUCAACUCGGAGAGCGGCCUGUUCCACUUUGACGCAUCGUACCGCCCCGUACCGCUGGAGAUGCAGUUUGUGGGGUUCAGCGAGCGUAACAUGAUGGCCCGCCUGAACGCCAUGGACGAGGUGUGCUACCAGAAGGUCACCGAUUCCCUCAAGAAGGGCUUCCAGGCCAUGGUGUUCGUGCACAGCCGCAAGGACACGGGCAAGACGGCCCGCAUGCUGGCGCUCAAGGCACAGCAGAACGGGGAGCAGAGCCUGUUCGACUGCACCCUGGAGGAGGCCUUCCCCUACCUGCAGAGGGACAUGAAGAAGUCGCAGAACCGGGAGAUUGGGGAGCUGUUUGACGCAGGGCUGGGCAUCCACCACGCGGGCAUGGUGCGGUCGGACCGGAACCUCAUGGAGCGAGCCUUUGGGCAGGGGCUCAUCAAGGUGCUGUGCUGCACCGCCACUCUGGCCUGGGGCGUCAACCUGCCCGCCCACACCGUGAUCAUCAAGGGCACGCAGCUGUACAGCCCGCAGAAGGGAGGGUUCACAGACCUGGGCAUGCUGGACGUGCAGCAGGUUUUCGGGCGGGCAGGACGGCCGCAGUUCCAAGACACCGGCGAAGGCAUCAUCCUCACCACCCACGACAAGCUGGCGCACUACCUGAGCAUGCUGACGCACCAGGUGCCCAUCGAGAGCCAAUUCACUGCGGGACUGGUGGACCACCUGAAUGCCGAGAUUGUGCUGGGCACGGUGACGAAUGUGCGCGAGGCGAGCAAGUGGCUGUCAUACACGUACCUGUACACACGCAUGACACAGAACCCUCUGGCAUAUGGCAUCGCCUGGGAGGAACUGUCGGCGGAUCCUCCCCUGGAGGGGCACAGACGCAAGCUGAUCACGGAGGCUGCGCGGGAGCUGGAACGCAGCAAGAUGGCCCGCUUCGACGAGCGUUCGGGCAACCUGUAUGUCACAGAGCUGGGGCGCGUGGCCUCCCACUACUACAUCCGCCACUCCUCCAUCCUCGUCUUCAACGAGCACCUGCGCCCGCACAUGGGGGAGGCAGAUGUGCUGUCCAUGAUUGCGCAGAGCUCUGAGUUUGAGAACCUGGCGGUACGGGAUGAGGAGCUGCCCGAGCUGGAUACCUUGGUACGGGAGGUGUGCCCCUACGAAGUCAAGGGCGGUGGAGACAACAAGCGCGGCAAGGCCAACGUGCUGCUGCAGGCCUACAUCAGCCGCGCGCGGGUCGAGUCCUUCAGCCUCACAGCAGACCUCAUGUACGUCUCCUCCAACGCCCCCCGCAUCUCCCGGGCUCUGUUCGAGAUCUGCUUGCGCCGAGGCUGGUCCAGCGCGACUGAGCUGUGCCUCACCAUGAGCAAGGCCUUUGAGCUGCGCCUGUGGCCCGAGCAGCACCCCCUGCGCCAGUUCGAGCAGCAGCUGAGGCACGAGCUGCUGCGCAAGCUGGAGGACCGCCAGAUCAGCCUGGACAUGCUGGCGGACAUGGAGCCCCGGGAGAUAGGCAGCAUGCUGCACCACCCUGCCGCCGGCAACCAGAUUGCCACCUGCCUGGAGGCUCAGCUGCACCCCAUCACCCGCACCGUGCUGCGCAUCCAGCUCACCAUCACCCCUAGCUUCACCUGGAAGGACGGAGUGCACGGCAACGCGCUCAAGUGGCUGCUGUGGGUGGAGGAUUCCGACAACGAACAUAUCUACCACAGCGAGACCUGGAUCCUGACCAAGAAGAUGAUGCGGGAGGGGGAGCAGCGGGUGGCCUUCACUGUGCCCAUCUUUGAGCCGCUGCCCUCUCAGUACUACAUUCGCGUGGUGUCAGACCAGUGGCUGGGCGCCGAGGCCCUGCUGCCUGUGAGCUUCAAGGGCCUCAUCCUGCCGGAGCGCCACCCGCCCCACACAGAGCUCCUUGACCUGGACCCGCUGCCCGUCAGCGCCCUGGGAAACCCCGCAUACGAGGCGCUGUACAAGUUUUCCCACUUUAACCCCAUCCAGACGCAAGCCUUCCACACGCUGUACCACACCGACCACCCCGUGCUGCUGGGCGCCCCCACAGGCUCCGGCAAGACCAUCUCAGCCGAGCUGGCCAUGCUGCGCCUCUUCUCCCAGCACCCGGGACAGAAGGUCAUCUACGUGGCGCCCCUCAAGGCCCUGGUGCGGGAGAGGAUCAAGGACUGGGGCGCGGGCUUCUGCCGGGCGCUGGGCAAGCGGCUGGUGGAGCUGACCGGUGACUAUACGCCAGACAUGCACGCCCUGCUGGCCGCGGACGUCAUCAUCUGCACCCCCGAGAAGUGGGACGGCAUCUCCCGCAACUGGCGCAGCCGGUCGUACGUCCGCAAGGUGGGACUGCUGGUGAUUGACGAGAUUCACCUGCUGGGUGCGGACCGGGGUCCCAUCCUGGAGGUCAUCGUGUCGCGCAUGCGCUACAUCGCGGCUCAGACCGAGCGGGCCAUCCGUUUUGUGGGACUAUCCACCGCCCUAGCCAACGCUCAGGACUUGGCAGACUGGCUUGGCAUCACGGGGCCGGGUCUGUUCAACUUCAAGCCCAGCGUGCGCCCCGUGCCGCUCGAGUGCCACAUCCAGGGCUACCCCGGCAAGUUCUACUGCCCGCGCAUGGCAACCAUGAACAAGCCCGCCUACGCCGCCAUUCAGUCGCACUCGCCCAUCAAGCCGGUCCUCAUCUUCGUCUCCUCCCGCCGCCAGACGCGGCUGACGGCGCUGGACCUGAUGGCGUACGCCGCCGCAGAUGACCGCCCCCGCGUCUUCCUGCGCAUGACAGAGCAAGAGCUGGAGGUGGAGGUGGCGGUGGUGCGGGACGCCUCGCUGCGCCACACCCUGCAGUUUGGCAUCGGCCUGCACCACGCGGGGCUGCCCGACAGCGACCGAGAGCUGGUGGAGCGGCUGUAUGUGGGGGGCAAGAUCCAGGUGCUGGUGGCCACCUCCACCCUGGCCUGGGGCGUCAACACCCCCGCACACCUGGUCAUUAUCAAGGGAACCGAGUUCUACGAUGCGCCCACCAAGCGGUACGUGGACUACCCCAUCACCGACGUGCUGCAGAUGAUGGGGCGGGCGGGACGGCCGCAGUACGACAAGCACGGCGUGGCCGUCAUCAUGGUCCACGAGCCCAAGAAGAGCUUCUACAAGAAGUUCCUGUACGAGCCCUUCCCAGUGGAGUCCUCCCUGCCCGCCCACCUGGCAGACCACUUCAACGCAGAGGUGGUGGCGGGCACCAUCAAGAGCCGGCAGGAUGCCGUGGACUACCUCACCUGGACCUUCUUCAUCAGGCGCCUGCUCCAGAACCCUUCCUACUACGACCUUGAGUCGACAGACCAGGAGGCGGUGUCUGCCUACCUGUCCGCCAUGGUGGAGGGUGUGCUGGCUCAGCUGCAGGACGCGGGCUGCCUGGAGGUGGACGAGGAGACGGGCGGCGUGCAGUGCCUGACCGCGGGUCGCAUCGCAUCGUUCUAUUACAUGCGCCACCAGACCAUGGCCACCUUUGCGCAGCGCCUGGGGCCAGGCAUGGACGUGCAGGCGCUGCUGCCGGUGCUGUGCGCGGCGGCCGAGUAUGCCGAGCUGCCUGUGCGGCACAACGAGGACAAGCUGAAUGUGGUGCUGGCGCAGCAAGUGCGAUGGGGGGUGGACACGCGCACCGCAGACGACCCCCACACCAAGGCCGCGCUGCUGCUCCAGGCGCACCUGGGCCGCCUGCCGCUGCCCAUCUCCGACUAUGUAACCGACACCAAGGGAGUGCUGGACAACAGCCUCAGGCUGCUGCAGUCGCUGGUAGACAUAUCGGCGGAUGCUGGGUGGCUGGACACAGCCCUGGCUGCCAUGGCGCUUGUGCAGGCGCUGAUGCAGGGGCGGUGGCACGACGGCAGCACCCUGCUCACCCUGCCGCACUUCACGGAGGCUGGCGCAGAGGCGCUGGCGGCGGCAGGCCUUCCCCACCUGCCACAGCUGCUCGAGGCGCUGCGGGGCGGCGGCGCCGAGGGCCAGCGCGCCGCGGCGGCGGUGGAGGCGGCCGUGGGGCGGCGCGAGGCGCGGGACGUGCUGGCCGUGUGCGAGCGACUGCCGGUGGUGGGUGUCAGCUGGCGCGCGCCGCAGCUGAUGCAGCGGCAGGAGGCGGGCGAGGAGGAGGGAGCCACUGAUGGUGCAGGCAACCGCGGUGCCGGCACCGCCAGCUACAGCCUUGAAGUGGAGCUGCAGCGCUUGGCUGGCAAGGGAGGCAGCCGGCAGUCGCCGCCGCGAGUCUACGCGCCGCGCUUCCCCAAGGCAAGCCCGCAGGUGAAGGAGGAGGGGUGGUGGCUGGUGGCUGGCGACACCGCCACCGAUGACCUGCUGGCCAUCAAGCGAGUCUCCUUUGGGCAGCGCACCACCACCAGGCUGACAUUCCCGGCAUAUGGCGGCGGCGGCUCGCCGCUAGGUUCCAUCGACCUUCUGCUGGUGUGCGACAGCUACCUAGGGCUGGACCAGCAGUACAGGAUACCUCUGGGGCGGGACAGCGGGACGGGUGCCGCUGCGCUGCCGUUGGUGGGCCAGGCCGCACGGCGACAGCGGCGACAGGAGCAGGCUGAGGGGCGGAGGCAGCACGCUGCCGGCAAGCCACAGGAGCAGCCGGCCAGCAGCAGCAGCACCACCGGUGGCAGUCCAGCGGAUGCUGAUGCAGGCGAUAUGGGGCAGACGACAGUGGAAGCGCUGCCGCAGCGUGCCCCGCGGCGGCCGCGAGGUGCGGCUGCCCAGCAGUUGGAGGAAACGCAGUGGCAGGCGCCGACGCUGGACUGCCGGUUGGACGGGCAGGCGGCAGAGGCAAAGUAG
Molecule: messenger RNA, 6972 nt
Organism: Chlorella variabilis
Lineage: Eukaryota; Viridiplantae; Chlorophyta; Trebouxiophyceae; Chlorellales; Chlorellaceae
Exons: 54
Coding region: 1-6972 (2323 amino acids)
Molecular function (GO): ATP hydrolysis activity; nucleic acid binding; ATP binding
Source: RefSeq, a predicted model, not a curated record